AUGUUCAGUACUAAGGCCCUUGGCGGAGCGCAUUUGCUCGGAUACUCGUUAGUUUUUGGAGCUACAUGCUACCAAUCGUUUUAUGCCGGGAUUAUGGCUUACAAGGCCCUCAAUCUAGACAACUUUUCUGCUCUCCAGAACCGCUUGUUCCCGGGCUAUUUCGGCCUUCAGACCGCCGGCUCCGCAUUCCUUAUGCUCACGGUUCCGUUUGUGGCCACCCGCUGCCAUAAGGUAGCAUUGGGUAUCUCAUUGGUUAGUGCCCUUAUCAAUCUGGUUGUGAUUUUGCCCAAGAGCCAGCGCGUCAGUGCCGCUCGGGCCGCCCAAGCAGCCGCUGAGGGCAAAUCGUGGCGUGACCCUGAGAUCAGCGACGAGCUGCGCGCCUUGAACAAACAAUUCGGCCAUUUGCACCGGAUCAGUGUUCUUUUGAAUUUUGCCACUGUGUUUUCUCUGGGCUAUUAUGGUAUUAAGCUUGGUGGCCGUCUUUAA
Messenger RNA from Wickerhamiella sorbophila, 486 nucleotides. RefSeq lists its product as hypothetical. The coding region runs from base 1 to 486 and encodes 161 amino acids. The transcript has a single exon. The record is from RefSeq and is a predicted model, not a curated record. NCBI's taxonomy places the organism in Eukaryota, Fungi, Ascomycota, Dipodascomycetes, Dipodascales, Trichomonascaceae.